Molecule: messenger RNA, 2310 nt
Organism: Amphibalanus amphitrite
Lineage: Eukaryota; Metazoa; Arthropoda; Thecostraca; Balanomorpha; Balanidae
Product: mediator of DNA damage checkpoint protein 1-like
Exons: 5
Coding region: 66-1652 (528 amino acids)
Biological process (GO): neuromuscular junction development; chemical synaptic transmission; regulation of voltage-gated calcium channel activity
Cellular component (GO): voltage-gated calcium channel complex
Molecular function (GO): protein binding; high voltage-gated calcium channel activity
Source: RefSeq, a predicted model, not a curated record
CGCCGACCUCCGUCCAGUGGCAGCAGAGACCGGCCGAGUGCCGCACUCCGGCCCGAGUUCGGGCCAUGCCCGACCAGGGCGGUCGGCGCUCACCGCCGCGAACUCGUCACCACCAGAGCGCGGCGCGGCGCGGCCUGCGCGGACUCCUCGGUACCGACCGACGCAGCCGAGAUGGACAGGAAGAGCGCCCCGCGGCGCCCCCGGCGGCCGCCGGUCGUCAGUCGCCGCCACCCCCGCCGCGGAUCGAGCGCCGCGUCUCCGACAGUAACCCGCUGCGCUGCCUGUACCCGUGGGCCUCCGAGGGGCUGCUCUCCACACUGGACGACUUCGGCGUGUUCCUACCGGGGGCCGUCAGCGACAGCGACCUCUCCGGCGGCGGCGGGGGUAGCAGCGAGACCCGGCGGACCUCCCUGCGCCCUCCGCGUCUGCGGCUCUCCCUGAGCCUCCCGCGGCGUCCGUCCGAGUCGAGCUCGUUCCGGCGCAGCUCGGAGCUCAUCAACAGCGCCGUCGAGUUCGCUCCGUUCACUCCGUGUACCGACCAGGAGCUGGCCGAGUGGCGGGCCGCCGCCGCCCGGCACGCGCCGCCCCCGCCCCCGCCGCCGCCGCCGCCCCCGCCGCCCGUGCAGCUCAAUGUACCGGAGACGGUGGCCCCAGUGGUGGACGUGUGUGCUGGUUUGGUGUCACUGACAGUCGGCCUGCAGCCGUCAGCGACCGCGCCCUCGGCGCCGCUACUGGAGGCGGCGCUGCGCCCCGUGGCCAGGGUGUGCUCCGGCCUGGCGGCAUUCACCGCCCAGAGGACGGCAGCGGAGGGCGGAGAUACGCCGGAGGAGCGCGGAGGGACGCCGGAGGAGGAUGGCGAAACUUCAGUGGAGGAUAGAGCAGCGCCGAACGGGCGAAACUCUCCACAUGUCCCAGAACAGACCACAUCAGAGACUCAGGACAAUGAUAGAGGCGGUCAAAUCACUCCAGAGACGGCCCGAAGGGUGCCUGUUGUGGUGGAGGUGACCCCUCCCAGUGAAACAGACCGCCCUGAUGGUCCGGGACAGGUGAAGGACGCCCUUCCGGCCCGUACCCGCAGGAAGGCGUUCAUCUACCUGAACCAGGGGUCGGCCGACUCCAACUACUCCCAGCCGUCGUCGGAGCUGUCACUGGACGAGGAGCGAGAGACGAACCGGCGCGAGACGGAGCGUCAGGCGCUGGCGCAGCUCGAGAAGGCACGGACGAAGCCGGUUGCGUUUGCUGUAAGGACCAACAUCGCCUACGAUGGCAGCCUGGACGACGACUCGCCCGUCCACGGCUCCGCCAUCUCCUUCGACAUCAAGGACUUCCUCCACAUCAAGGAGAAGUACAACAACAGCUGGUGGAUCGGUCGGCUGGUGAAGGAGGGCGCCGAGGUCGGCUUCAUCCCCUCCCCGGCCAAGCUGGAGACGCUGCGACUGCUGCAAGCGGGCAGCACGCGCAGCCGACCGCCGCCGGCCGGCACCGCCGCCGACAUCCUCUCCACCAGUCUGGACGCUGACCAGAAUGGCAUGGAGACCAACAUGGGCGAGGACUCUGACUCAGUGGGGAAGGGGAAGCCGGCGCUCACCACGCCUCCGGCCAGGGAGAAGCGGAAACCCUUCUUCAAGAAACAGGUAGGUAUCCAAAUAUAGACACGUCACUUUCUCAGCCAUGGCACCUCAAUCAUGAAUUAUCGUCCAGUCGCUUUUUUUUCUACGCCGCCACCCAUGAAUAGGUGACCAGGAGUGCGCCCUCCCUCUAUCCCAGCGACACACAGAACCUUACGUUAACACCAGACCAAACUUAAUAUGACAAGUCGCGGCACUCCCUGCUAAGAGUAAGGAAAAAAACAAAAGAAAGCAAAUAGCUGUGGAGUGAGCAUGCUGUUAAUAUGUUAACAUAAGAGAAGCAAAGUGGUCACAACUGCAAACAGUUAGUGACUGCCCUCCUACACCCCUGAAACGCCCACAGAUAUACACUCAUACAGGGUAAUGUUAGUGGGAGGAAGGUGAUAGAGGGGGAGCAGUCAUACAAAUAAAGUGGAUGGUUGAAGGUGAUCUUUCUGGUCAAAUUCGAGCAGGAUCAGUUACUGAACCCCUGCAGGGCCGUCCAACUAAGCAAGGCUUGUUGUCGGACAGCCCACAGAGGCCAGUUCCGAGGUGACAAGUGUAGAAAUAAAAUUUAAUUAAAAUAAAUAAGUCAACAUAACACAAUCGGGAGGUAAUGUCAAGAAACGCCAAGAACGAAAGACAAAAUGUAAAAUAAAAAUAAAAAUAAGAUAAAUUUAAUCAAAAUCAAAUUAAGUUUAAA